GAGCCACACUUCCCUCACUCAGAACUGCACCCCACACCAGCUGCAAGCACUAGACGCUCAUCAUGCUGUCUCUGGGAUCCCGCUCCUCACUGCGACUGACUGUGUUAUGCAGUGCCCUAGCUCUGCUGCUUUCUUGCCAGGGCACAAAUGCCUGGUAUAAACAGUCUACUGGCCCCAGCUACUACUCUGUGGGGAGAGCAUCGGGGCUGCUCUCUGGUAUCCGCCGAUCCCCUGACAUCCGCCGUUCUGAGCCUGAAAGUGCAGGGGAGAGCAACGAGAAUAUGGAGGACAAUUUCUUGAACACCUUUGGGAGCCAACGACAAGGAUCUGUGCUCAAGAGCAUGGCGCUGUGUGUGAAAGAUGUCUCUCCGAACCUGCACAGCUGUGAGCUUCUCCCCGACACUUCCAACACCUUCCAGUGCAAGGCUCAGAUUUACCUCUCACUGGACAGUUCGGACUGUCUCAACCCCUGACCCUCCUCUACCCUUAGAGACUCUGCCAUGCACCGAUCCCAUACCUUUAUCUUGGGGGCCACACACUUGUGUAGAUUUGUACUUGAUUCUGUAUCUGCUGCAUUAGAACAUAUUUGUUUAACUAAUAAACUGAAUAACUGGUGACUUGC
Molecule: messenger RNA, 622 nt
Organism: Pseudophryne corroboree (corroboree frog)
Lineage: Eukaryota; Metazoa; Chordata; Amphibia; Anura; Myobatrachidae
Gene: NPB
Product: neuropeptide B
Exons: 2
Coding region: 63-473 (136 amino acids)
Biological process (GO): feeding behavior; G protein-coupled receptor signaling pathway
Molecular function (GO): G protein-coupled receptor binding
Source: RefSeq, a predicted model, not a curated record